Messenger RNA from Prunus armeniaca (apricot), 723 nucleotides. The record is from the annotation of a GenBank genome assembly. Lineage: Eukaryota; Viridiplantae; Streptophyta; Magnoliopsida; Rosales; Rosaceae.
AUGGCCCUUAUAUCUGAUGCACUCUAUGAGGGGGAGUACGUUCAAGUAGAUCCAAGCAAUGCACCUUGUGUGGAAAACCUUCAAGAAGUCACUCAGUGCCUCCAAAAGAUAAAUAGUCCCCAAAUAUUGGAGCCAAUAUGCAGCACAAUGUCUCCAAAACCAAAAGGAUCCAAACGGGAUCAAAAUUUUGUUGGAGAGAACUUCUUAGAUAUGCCUCAUCACUAUCCAGAACCAUGGUGUCGUUCGAACAAUGGGUGGGCACUAGCAAAGGGGCAAAUUUUGGCAUCCCCAAGGAAGUUUCCGGUGAGGGGAGGUGCAGCUGCACCUCCUUGCGCCUCUGUGGAUCCGCUAGUGCCUGCUACAACGGCUCUCAAAAUCUCAAGGACGGCCCUGCUUACUAUCCGUACUUCUUUGCAGGCUUAUAACUAUCUGUUCUCCUACAUCUGGGCUAAUGAUAAAACUGUCCAAAAUGCUCUUCACGUUCGAGAGGGAACAAUAAAGGGUUGGGAAAGAUGCAAUCAGAGCUUCUCUAGCAGUUAUGCACAUGAUGUUAGAACUAGUCUUGACUAUCAUCGAAACCUCACCAAGAAAAACCUUAGAGCACUGGUAUACCAAAGCAUAUACAAGGAAAGCGUACAGUUUGACAUAUGCGACUGUGAAGGCAAGAAGAGAAAAUUAAUCCUUCCCAAUUAUGUUUCUCAAGAAGUAAACAUUGGAAAUUAA